This is a messenger RNA of Manihot esculenta (cassava), 2253 nucleotides long. Its product is annotated as dihydrolipoyllysine-residue acetyltransferase component 2 of pyruvate dehydrogenase complex, mitochondrial. NCBI's taxonomy places the organism in Eukaryota, Viridiplantae, Streptophyta, Magnoliopsida, Malpighiales, Euphorbiaceae. The record is from RefSeq and is a predicted model, not a curated record. Gene Ontology annotation, molecular function: dihydrolipoyllysine-residue acetyltransferase activity. Gene Ontology annotation, cellular component: pyruvate dehydrogenase complex. The coding region runs from base 159 to 1817 and encodes 552 amino acids. Gene Ontology annotation, biological process: pyruvate decarboxylation to acetyl-CoA. The transcript is spliced from 19 exons.
GGAAAAUUCAAUUUUUUUUAUUCUCGUAAAUAAAUCAAAUAUAUAUUGCUUUACCUCUUCAUUUCUCUUUUUUGUCUUCCUCGCUUGCCCGUCGGUUUUAUUCAAUUUUUUUGGGGGUUUUGUUUCUGAGCUGAACAAUUUCUUUGAAGAUACGAAUCAUGGCUUAUGCAUCUCAUAUAAUCAAUCACUCGAAAAAGUUAAGAAAUGCUCCCAACUUGCUUCGGCAUGAGUAUGGUAGUUUGGUUCGUUGGUUUUCGAGCGAUACUCGUUUCUCUAUCAGUAAGAAGAAUGAUACUGGGAAGGUUCAUCAUCAUGGUUUUGCAGCUGCAGAAAAAGAAAGGUUUUCAAGCAAUGCUCCUAAUGGCACUGUAUUAUCAUUUGGUGCUUCUAGGGAAAAUGUUACGAUAAUGCAAGUUAGGAACCCAAUGGCUGGAUCACUACUCUUCAAGGAUUUUUCUUGUUCACAGAUUUUGUCAAGGAGAGGAUAUUCAUCUGAUUCAGGUCUUCCUCCACACCAAGAGAUUGGAAUGCCUUCUCUCUCACCCACAAUGACUGAGGGUAAUAUAGCAAGGUGGUUGAAGAAAGAGGGUGACAAAAUUUCACCUGGUGAAGUACUCUGCGAAGUUGAAACUGAUAAAGCAACUGUUGAGAUGGAAUGCAUGGAAGAAGGUUUUCUUGCAAAGAUAAUAAAGGGGGAUGGAUCAAAAGAAAUUAAAGUUGGCGAGGUAAUUGCUAUUACUGUUGAAGAUGAGGAAGACAUUCCCAAGCUUAAGGAUUACAGUCCUUCAGCAUCAGAUGGUGCUCCUGCAGCUAAAGGGCCCUCUACUUCUACCGAACCUCCCCCACCCAAAGAAGAGGCGGUUGAGGAAACAGUUAGUUCACCUGAACCAAAGACUUCCAAGCCCAGUGCAACUCCUUCUGAAGGACGCAUUUUUGCUAGUCCUCUUGCUAGAAAAUUGGCUGAAGAUCACAAUGUACCUCUCUCAAGCAUUAAAGGAACAGGUCCUGAUGGACACAUUGUAAAGGCUGAUAUUGAAGAUUACUUGGCAUCACGUGGGAAGGAGAGCAAAGUUUCAGCAACAGCACCUAGGGACAAGGACACAACACCUGCUGCAUUAGAUUACGUUGACAUUCCUCAUUCUCAAAUAAGAAAGGUCACAGCUUCACGCUUGUUGCUGUCAAAGCAAACAAUUCCCCAUUAUUAUUUAACAGUAGAUACAUGUGUUGACAAACUUAUGGAUUUGCGGAGCCAACUAAACUCAUUACAAGAGGCCUCAGGUGGGAAGCGGAUAUCUGUAAAUGAUCUUGUAAUCAAGGCUGCUGCUUUGGCUCUCAGAAAAGUUCCCCAAUGCAACAGUUCAUGGACUGAUAACUAUAUUCGCCAAUACAGUAAUGUGAAUAUUAAUGUAGCAGUACAGACAGAAAAUGGACUAUAUGUUCCAGUUGUUAGGGAUGCAGACAAGAAAGGUUUAUCUAAAAUUGCUGAGGAGGUCAAGCGUUUAGCCCAAAAAGCCAAAGAGAAUAGCUUGAAACCAGAAGAUUAUGAAGGUGGCACGUUUACUGUGACAAAUUUGGGAGGGCCUUUUGGCAUCAAGCAAUUCUGUGCCAUCGUCAAUCCACCUCAAUCAGGCAUUCUUGCGAUUGGCUCUGCUGAGAAGAGGGUUAUUCCUGGCUCGGGUGCUGAUGAAUUUAAAUUUGCUUCCUUCAUGUCAGUAACCCUAAGUUGUGAUCAUCGUGUCAUAGAUGGUGCAAUUGGUGCUGAAUGGCUAAAAGCAUUCAAGGGUUACAUUGAGAAUCCUGAAUCAAUGUUGCUGUAAAUCAAUCUGCAGCUGUUUCAGAAGUUGCCAUUAAGCUGCAUUUGUUUGUCUGUUUGUUUUUUGCCAUCAGUUAUUAGAUAGGAAACGAAGAUCAGGUAGAAUAAAAUGUUGGGUUAAAGGCAUUAAAAGCGAACUCACUCAAUUUUGCUUUUGCAGAGUUAAAUAAAACAAUCAUGCAAGGUUUAUACCUUUUUGUUUCUUUUGUUACUGAUCAUUCGACCAUGUAAUGGUGGUGAUGAUAAUAAUUCUUUGUUAAAAGCCUGAUUCACUGGAUGGUCGACCAGUGUAUAAUUGUAAUGCCAUGUUUUCCCCGUUGAUUGUAGAUUCAGAAAGCCUAUUUGAGCCCUCAAAUCACUUGGGGUUGGCUACUCUCCUUUUCAUUUUUGACUUGGAUUUUGAUGAUUAUUUGCAAUUAUAUUUGAUUCGAUUUUCUUAC